AUGGCUUCGACAGUCAACCAUCGCUCCAGCGGGUCCGAAGACUAUGGCGUCUACGACGAUGCCAAAACAUACUACGCCUCCGACGAGCGCCAUACUCGCCGCUUUGGUCUUCGCACCCGGACAUACUCGCAAAACAACCUGCACAAGCAGUUCGAGAGAAUUGAGUCUCAUGGGCCCUUCCGGCGAGGAAGCCACGACGAGACGACCAUCCUGCACGGCCGGAGAUUCCUCAUCCAAGUCGAUGCCACCCUCGAGAGUCUCCGAGCUCAGGAAGAUACCGAUGACAACAUGCAAAUCACAAUCGAGGACAACGGCCCCAAGGUCCUCGCUCUGCGCACCGCCGCCUCGGCCGGCCACAACCGCUUCGACGUCCGAGGCACCUACAUGCUCUCCAACCUCCUCCAGGAGUUGACCCUGGCCAAAGAGUACGGGCGCAAGCAGAUCAUCUUGGACGAGGGCCGCUUAAACGAGAACCCCGUCGACCGUCUCUCCCGACUCAUCCGUGACCACUUCUGGGAGGGCUUGACCCGACGCAUCGACGAGUCCACCAUUGAGAUUGCCGCCCGCGACCCCAAGGACUGGACCGACGAUCCCAGACCCCGCAUCUACGUCCCCGUCGGUGCUCCGGAGCAGUACGAAUACUACAAAAGGGUCGCCGAGGCGAGGCCCGACAUUCGUCUUGAUGUUCAGCUUCUGCCGGGUACCAUCACCCCCGAGCUGAUACGGGACAUGAACGACAAGCCGGGCUUGCUGGCCGUGGCCGUCGAAGAGGAGCGGGAUGCCGACGGAUCCACGUCGCUCAGGGGCUUGCCAUUUGUCGUCCCGGGCGGCCGGUUCAACGAGCUGUACGGCUGGGACAGCUACAUGGAGUCCCUGGGACUCUUGGUCAACGACAGGGUCGACCUGGCCAAGUCCAUGGUACUCAAUUUCUGCUUCUGCAUCGAGCACUAUGGUAAGAUCCUCAACGCCACCCGGUCCUACUAUCUCGGCCGCUCGCAGCCACCCUUCCUGACCGACAUGGCUCUCCGGGUGUACGAAAAGAUCAAGCACGAGCCGGAUGCCAAGGACUUUCUCAGGCGGUCGAUUCUCGCCGCCAUCAAGGAGUACCACAGCGUCUGGAUGAGCGAGCCUAGGCUGGACCCGAUUACCGGCAUGUCCAGGUAUCGCCCCGAAGGCUUGGGGGUGCCGCCGGAGACGGAGGCCGGACACUUUGUGCACAUUCUUGAGCCAUACAUCAAGAAGCACAACAUGGAGUUUGAGGAAUUUGUGCGGGCCUACAACCACGGAGAGGUCAAGGAGCCGCAGCUGGACGAGUACUUUAUGCACGACCGGGCGGUUCGGGAGUCGGGCCACGACACGACGUAUCGGUUCGAGGGUGUCUGUGCCAACCUCGCCACCAUCGACCUGAACUCGCUGCUGUUCAAAUACGAGACCGACAUUGCUCGCACAAUCCGGGCCGUGUUCAACGACAAGCUCGUCAUUCCCGCCGAGUUUUGCUCCGGGACUCCGUACCGGCCGGGCGAGAUGCUCUCCUCGGCAGCUUGGGACCGGCGGGCCAAGCGGCGGAAGCUGACGGUCGACAAGCUCAUGUGGAGCGAGGCCGAGGGCAUGUUCUUCGACUACGAUACGGUCAAGCAGGAACGCUGCUCGUACGAGAGUUCGACGACGUUCUGGGCACUGUGGGCCGGCAUCGCCACACCCAAGCAGGCGGCCGAGAUGGUCAAGAAGGGGCUGCCCAAGUUUGAGGCAUUUGGCGGGCUCCUGGCUGGAACGGAGAAGUCGCGGGGCGAGAUUGGCCUGGAACGGCCGAACCGGCAGUGGGAUUUCCCCUAUGGCUGGGCGCCCCAGCAGAUGCUCGCGUGGACAGGACUGCUACGCUACAGCUUCACCGAGGAGGCGGAGCGGCUGGCGUACAAGUGGCUGUUUAUGAUUACAAAGGCGUUUGUCGACUUCAACGGCGUCGUGGUGGAAAAGUAUGACGUGACGCGUCCAGUCGACCCUCACCGAGUCGAUGCCGAGUACGGGAACCAGGGCCUGGACUUUAAAGGCGUGGCCAAGGAAGGGUUCGGCUGGGUCAACUCGAGCUACGUAUAUGGGCUGGAAAUCGUCAACGCGCACAUGCGGCGAGCCCUGGGGACGCUGACGCCGUACCCGACGUUUGUCAACGCGAUUGAGCAGAUUAACCAGAAGUCGCUGGCGGAGCUGUCGCUGGGUUGA
Molecule: messenger RNA, 2217 nt
Organism: Hirsutella rhossiliensis
Lineage: Eukaryota; Fungi; Ascomycota; Sordariomycetes; Hypocreales; Ophiocordycipitaceae
Product: trehalase domain-containing protein
Exons: 4
Coding region: 1-2217 (738 amino acids)
Biological process (GO): trehalose catabolic process
Cellular component (GO): cytoplasm
Molecular function (GO): alpha,alpha-trehalase activity; calcium ion binding
Source: RefSeq, a predicted model, not a curated record